AUGCACGGUGCUGCACGCACACCUUCACCUGUAACUGCUGCCUGGGGUGGUGAACUCGGCAAUUGCGUGCAAUCCUACGAGCGAAUCCUGCUAUCGGACUCGAGGAACUUUCGCGAAGUGUGUCGAAAGAUUAUUAGUGUGCUAGGCAUGAACAAUCAAUCGCACUGUCAGCGGCAUUCGUUGUUGGGAAACGAAGAGCACCCUGAGGAUGGCAAACUGCUCGUCAGGGCUCUCAUUUCCGGUUGCUCCAUCAAGCACGGCGAACUUGUUAGUGUACCAAGUGGUUCUGUUCGGUGGAAAAAAUCUUAUUUUUGCGCUUUCUUUUUCAACUAA
Messenger RNA from Akanthomyces muscarius, 333 nucleotides. RefSeq lists its product as uncharacterized. The transcript is spliced from 7 exons. NCBI's taxonomy places the organism in Eukaryota, Fungi, Ascomycota, Sordariomycetes, Hypocreales, Cordycipitaceae. Bases 1 to 333 code for a protein of 110 amino acids. The record is from RefSeq and is a predicted model, not a curated record.